AUGAGGGAUCCAAUUUCCAUUCGCGUAGAGAAGACGUCACUGGCGAGAUUCUACUUCGAGUGCCCAAACUGCACUGAGGAGCUGAUAAUAAAGACGAAUCCACAAAAUUCAGAUUAUAUUGUAGAAUCUGGGGCAACUCGUUAUUAUGGUCCCUGGCAUGCAGUUGCAAACGACUAUGUUUGA
Thlaspi arvense is the source of this 183-nucleotide messenger RNA. NCBI's taxonomy places the organism in Eukaryota, Viridiplantae, Streptophyta, Magnoliopsida, Brassicales, Brassicaceae. The record is from the annotation of a GenBank genome assembly.